CAUAUCCAUAUCAAAAGGCCUAAGUGUGGUUUUGUGAGAUUACUUUCUAGAAACAGAAUAACCCCCUAACCAAAAUUAGUUCUGUUCUGAGAACGACCCACGUGUAGCAAUCAUGAAAGAGUUUAGCAUCGUGUCCAUUUGGGUGUUAAUCAACCUGUUGCUGCUGCAGAGCUCAUCAUGUGCUGGUGACUCAAGUGUUGUGAAUCCCUGUUGUUACUACCCAUGUCAGAACUCAGGAGUGUGUGUGAGAUUUGGUACAGACCGCUACCAAUGUGACUGCACUCGCACUGGCUUCUACGGAGACAACUGCACUAUUCCGGAGUUCUGGACCAGAGUCCGUCUCAUGCUGAAGCCCACCCCCACGGUGGUUCAUUUCAUCCUCACCCACUUCCAGUGGUUCUGGGACCUCGUCAACAGGUCCUUCCUGCGAGGCACAUUCAUGAGAUUAAUUCUGACAGUCAGAAGCGAGGUUAUUCCAAGCCCUCCGACUUACAAUACCAAAUAUGGAUACCUCAACUGGGAGGCCUACUACAACAUCUCCUACUACACCCGGCUCCUCCCUCCUGUACCUGAAGACUGCCCUUUGCCCAUGGGAACUAAAGGUAAAUCUGUUCUUCCUGAUCCCAAACUGUUGGCUGAGAGGUUUUUUAGGAGAAAGAAAUUUAGGCCAGACCCCCAGGGAACCAAUCUGAUGUUUGCCUUCAUGGCCCAACACUUCACACAUCAGUUUUUCAAGACCAACCAUGAAGUUCAAGGGGGCUUCACUAAUGCUUUAGGACAUGGGGUCGAUGCAAACAAUAUCUAUGGAGACAACCUCAUGCGACAGCUUCAACUUCGGCUUCAUAAAGAUGGAAAGCUGAAAUAUCAGGUAAUAAAUGGUGAGAUGUACCCUCCAACAAUAUCUGAGGUCCCUGUGCACAUGGUGUAUCCUGAAAGUGUCCCUCCAGAGAAGCGUCUGGUUAUUGGUCAGGAGAUAUUUGGCAUCCUGCCGGGUCUCACCAUGUAUGCCACCAUAUGGCUCAGGGAGCAUAACAGACUCUGUGACAUCCUGAAAGGAGAACAUCCCACCUGGGACGAUGAGCAGCUCUUCCAAACUGCCAGACUUAUCAUUAUUGGGGAAAUAAUCAACAUCAUAAUAGAAGAGUAUGUGCAACAGCUGAGUGGCUACCUGCUGAAGCUGACGUUUGAUCCCUCCCUGCUCUUCAACGCACGUUUCCAGUACAGCAACCGCAUCGCUCUGGAGUUCUGCCACCUCUACCACUGGCACCCACUGAUGCCUGACAGCUUCCUCAUAGAUGGAGAUGAAAUCCCGUACUCCCAGUUUAUUUACAACACCUCCCUCCUCAUGCACUAUGGGGUGGAGAAACUGGUAGAUGCCUUCUCCCGACAGCCUGCAGGACAGAUAGGUGGAGGUCACAACUCUCAUGAAGUAGUACUCAAAGUGGCAGAAAUGGUCAUCAAAGAGUCUCGAGCAACACGUGUGCAGCCCUUUAAUGAGUACAGGAAGAAGUUUAGCCUAAAGCCGUACGCUUCUUUUUAUGAAUUUACUGAUGACUUAGACAUGGCCAGAGAUUUAGAGGAACUCUAUGGUGACAUAGAUGCUUUGGAGUUUUACCCCGGUAUCCUGUUGGAGAAAACACGUUCUAGCAGCAUAUUUGGUGAGAGUAUGGUUGAGAUAGGGGCUCCCUUCUCCCUGAAAGGCCUGCUGGGAAACCCCAUCUGCUCCCCUGAGUACUGGAAGCCGAGCACCUUUGGGGGAGAGACUGGCUUCAAUAUCGUCAAAACGUCUACUCUGAAGAAACUGGUGUGCCUCAACACAAAGUGGUGUCCGUACGUCGACUUCCACGUUCCACGAAAUGAGGAAGAAGCAAAACCAAGAGAACCGUCUACUGAACUUUAAUGAAUAUUCACCUUAAGAUAUGUAAUUUCAUUACUCACCAUCAGUUUAUUACUAUGCAGCUUGUGGGAGAUGAGAUACUAUAGUUGCCCAUGUGAUGUAAGUUUCUGUCACAAUUCCAAUCAGAUCGGAUUUAUUGUUGUAUAAAAGGUGAUGGAAACUACAUGUGCUAAUUCAGUGGUUUUAAUCCUCCCUGCAGUGAAUAAAGUACUGCAUAUUCAAACCGGUCUACCUCCUGAAAAUAGAGCUGACACAUCAAGUGGUUACUAGAGAUCUGGUAAAAUCAAUUUACUAUUUAGCUUAAAAAUUCCUCUGAACCUUGGAUAUUCAUUUUCGUUUUCUUAUAGUCUAAAUAUGUUUUUCUGUCUUUUUACCUCUUAUUUUCACAGUGGAGGUAUUACAUCAUGAAUCUUUUUGAAGACCAAAUAACAAAAACACCUUCUGUAAACAUAGCAGUAACAUUAAAAUUACCUGUUCAGAGAAGAGAGUCAAUUCACUGUAUGUAAAAAUUUUAAUAAAAGUAGAUAUAGCAUAUAUGAAAUAUAAUUGCUGAAGUACAGCCUCACAGAGCAACUAGCAUGACUAUAGACUCUUGUUACAUGAUGUGCAGGUUUUGCAUUGCAUUUAAAAUUAGGAAAAAAGUACGGUGGCUAGACAUAAUGUGUGUGUUUCUCAUGCUGACAGGAUGCAGAGGGUGGUGUAUCACCUCGUGAUAGUGUGAGAAAAAUGCUCACAUACUACUGUGGUUUUUGUUAAUGUGCAAAAGAAAAGAUACUUGUGUGUCAAGUGUGAAUUUAAUGCUUACCAUUUUAGAAUUGUCAGUAAUGUGCACUGGGUACAUGCUGUCCUGUAAAGUAUGUAGCCAUUCAAUGAAACCAUUUGUGUAA
This is a messenger RNA of Dicentrarchus labrax (European seabass), 2784 nucleotides long. RefSeq names its product prostaglandin-endoperoxide synthase 1 (gene ptgs1). The coding region runs from base 113 to 1900 and encodes 595 amino acids. Gene Ontology annotation, molecular function: oxidoreductase activity, acting on single donors with incorporation of molecular oxygen, incorporation of two atoms of oxygen; heme binding; peroxidase activity. The record is from RefSeq and is a predicted model, not a curated record. Lineage: Eukaryota; Metazoa; Chordata; Actinopteri; Moronidae. The transcript is spliced from 11 exons. Gene Ontology annotation, cellular component: neuron projection; cytoplasm. Gene Ontology annotation, biological process: response to oxidative stress; cyclooxygenase pathway.